Molecule: messenger RNA, 843 nt
Organism: Pedinophyceae sp. YPF-701
Lineage: Eukaryota; Viridiplantae; Chlorophyta; Pedinophyceae
Source: the annotation of a GenBank genome assembly
AUGCCUCUCCCGCGGGUCAGCCUGCGCCCGGCGCCCAGCGCCGCCCUCCAGCGCCCCCGCGUCGGCGCCGCCAGCCGCGCGCGGCGAACGGUCUGCCCCCGCGCAGGUGCGCAGGUCUCCCCGCCACAAACGACCUGCGCCCGCGCCGUGGCCGCGCCGCGCGCCGACGGCCCGCUGGUCAUCUCGACAGGCGGCGAGGCCCGCUCUCCGCCGCCCCUCACGCGCGCACACGCCGUUGCUCGCGGGACAGCUCCGCGCGGCGCCCUGUCCGUUGGGAGAACCACUUACGAGCCCCCAACACCCCGUUUCACGGCCCUUCCCCACGCUCCGUCGACGCGUUCGCCCCCGCAGCACACCGCGCUCGCUGCUCGCUGGCCCGCGAGCGCUCGUCGGGCCGCGGCCGCGCCCUCUCGCGGCCCGCUGCCCUCGAACCCUGACGCGUGUGUGUUGUCGCGUGUCCGACGUGCAGAGGCCGCGGCGCCGGCAGCGGGCAGCAGCGUGUCGGCGGAGAACCCGAUCACCCUGACGCCGACGGCCAUCAAGCACCUCACGCGCCUCCGUGACGACAACGGCGGGGACUCGCUGUGCCUCCGGAUGGGCGUCAAGAGCGGGGGCUGCUCGGGGCUCAGCUACGCCAUGGACUUUGAGGACGAGGCGAACAUCAAGGAGGACGACCACGUGAUGGAGCAGGGGGGUAUUAAGCUCGUGACGGACCCGAAGUCGCUGUUGUACCUGUUUGGCAUGAGCCUCGACUACUCCACGGACCUCAUCGGGGGGGGGUUCCAGUUCCACAACCCCAACGCCGAGAGCUCGUGCGGGUGCGGGAAGAGCUUCGGCGUGUAG